AUGGCUCCUCGCGACGAGCUCGAGUACCUCAAGUCCCUCGUCGGCCAGCUCAAUGACAAAAUAGCCGCGCUCGAGGCCAAGGCCAAGGCCGCCAUCUCUGCGCCGACGCCCGCUGAGCAGCUGCGUACCAUCCUCGUCGGUCCCCCUGGUGCCGGCAAGGGUACGCAAGCUCCUAAGAUCCGGGAAAAGUUCUGCAUCUGCCACCUGGCGACCGGUGACAUGCUGCGGGAGCAGGUCGCGCAGAAGACCGCGCUUGGUGUCGAGGCCAAGAAGAUCAUGGACGCGGGUGGGCUCGUCAGCGACGACAUCAUGGUCGGCAUCAUCAAGGACCAGCUCGAGAACAACAAGGAGUGCAAGAACGGCUUCGUCCUGGACGGGUUCCCGCGCACAGUGCCUCAGGCGGAGAAGCUCGACCAGAUGCUCGAGUCGCGCAAGGAGAAAUUGGACUCCGUCGUGGAGCUCAUUAUCCCCGACCAGCUCCUCAUUUCCCGUAUCACCGGCCGUCUGAUUCACCCCGCCUCUGGCCGGACAUACCACAAGGAGUUCCAUCCGCCAAAAAAGCCCAUGACUGACGACGUCACCGGCGAGCCGCUCAUCCAGCGGUCCGACGACAACGUCGAGACGCUCACUAAGCGCCUCACGUCGUACCACAAGUCGACCGGGCCCGUCGUCGACUACUACAAGAAGAAGGGCCUGUGGCACGGCGUUGACGCCGCGCAGAGCCCAAGUGUCGUCUGGGACAACCUGUCUAAAAUCUAUAAGGCAAAAUAG
Punctularia strigosozonata HHB-11173 SS5 is the source of this 771-nucleotide messenger RNA. RefSeq names its product adenylate kinase 1. The record is from RefSeq and is a predicted model, not a curated record. Gene Ontology annotation, cellular component: mitochondrion; cytoplasm. Gene Ontology annotation, molecular function: ATP binding; AMP kinase activity. The transcript has 4 exons. Gene Ontology annotation, biological process: ADP biosynthetic process. Bases 1 to 771 code for a protein of 256 amino acids. NCBI's taxonomy places the organism in Eukaryota, Fungi, Basidiomycota, Agaricomycetes, Corticiales, Punctulariaceae.